CUGCCGUUAGUCGCUGCUUCCACUUCUUUGAUUUAACAUCCAACCACCUUUCGGUGAUCUUCAGUCGUGCGUCCGCAGCUUCAAUGCGAAGAACAGCAAAUUUGGACCGAAUCUGGGUAGCGAAGAACGCGCUUGGCCCGCUCGCGAACCGGAUCUAGUGCACCGCGACCAUCCAGUGAACCCGUUCGGGUUGGGACUUUGGCGGCUGUUUCUUCCGGAUGUGGCGCGUGCCAAACAAGUGCCCGAUCAUGGCCAACUAGAGCGAGGGAAUCAGUGCGGAAACUGGUCGCGUUUUUUUCGACCAGAGCGAUGCGAGUUCCGGCUGCAAGUCGACGAGGAUGUUCAAGGGUGUCCACUAUAAGGCGGCCUCAUCAGACGGAUGUCCAUCGCCGCGAAUUUCGUCCCCUGAAAGCCACUGUGCGCUAACCAGCCCCCUUUCAAUCGCCUCCGACCCUGGAAUGUCUUCGCAACCCUACACGCCCAACUACUACAGCAAACAGCCGCAAUCGUGGGGCAGCCACGAGUUCUACGGGGAAAACAACAACAUCUACAACAAGUACGACAGCUACAAGUACAAUUCGACGCGGGACGACUCUUCGUCGUUCAAAACGCAGCAGCAGGACUUCUACAAGACGAGCUAUGACUCCAAGUACAAGAAGGACAGUGGCAAGAAGCCGCCCACAGCGCCCGUCGGCAUGGAAGUGAUGAAGAAGCGCCGAUUGGCGGCGAACGCCCGCGAACGCCGACGAAUGAACAGCCUCAAUGAGGCGUUUGAUAAGCUGCGUGAUCAUGUGCCCAGCUUGGGCAACGACAGGAAAUUGAGCAAGUUUGAGACGCUCCAAAUGGCCCAGCAGUACAUUGCGGCCCUGCACGAGCUCCUCCAAAGAGACUAAGCGGGCGGUCGAAAGAGGCAGCGAAAUGUGAGACACUCGACUCAAAUCUGAGACACUCGACUGAUCCAAGUGGACGUUAAUGCGUUUAGCUAAAAGGCCGUGCAGCUGAUAAACAGCCUCGAUUGAUUGUUUGCUUUGCAAAGUCGACGAUGGGCAUUCUUGGCCGAUUCGCGGCGCUUUCUCACCAUUUAUUCAUCAAAUGCUCAGAUCGCUCAGAAAAUACCUUUCCAAUCUGCUCUCAAAGAAACUCGCAGCCAAAUUCGCGAGUUUCCAGAAGGCAACAUACAGGGUGUUUGGUGAGUCCAUGCCUACGUAUCACAUUCCGAAAAAACACUUUCCGACUGCAAUUCAAAAUAAUCAGGAAUUGUUACGGAGAACAAAUCGAAGCACCCUGUAUUUUGUUUGCACUGAAAACGGGAUCUGAAUCGUUGUAACAACAGAAGCGUUUUAUAGAGUUGCCGACGUUUCGCCAUAUUUAUUUGGGCAUCCUCAGGGCAUAACUGACUAGCAAUAACAUGGUUUAAAAAAAACUGUCCACCGAAACCGAUGUAGAAUAUCUGAAGGCAUCAGCAAAUAGAUUUCGUCAAUUCACAUUAAAAGUGGUGUUCGCUUUUUUGGCAAACAUUUCAGUAAAAAAGUUAUUACGAUUUUUUCCAAUUUCAUGCAAAAUUCAGGCAAAAAAUCAUUCUUAUUGACUGAAAUGGUAGAAGUGCAAGAAACAAUCACACUAGGCCUGGGUAACUCAGUGAAAUUUUAAGAGUUGGCGCAAUGUUUUUCAGAUUAUUGGUGUUAAAAUACUGACAAUCUUAAGGUAUUUUCUGCGAAAAACUUAAAAAUACAUUUUAUUAGAAUACUCGCCUCCUUCAUCGCUUUGUGAAAAGUUUUGAAAUACGUUUUCAGCUUCGAAUUUGGUGCCAAAAUUCUAACAAUUUUUUUUCAAAAAGCGA
Molecule: messenger RNA, 1840 nt
Organism: Dendroctonus ponderosae (mountain pine beetle)
Lineage: Eukaryota; Metazoa; Arthropoda; Insecta; Coleoptera; Curculionidae
Product: basic helix-loop-helix transcription factor amos
Exons: 2
Coding region: 339-893 (184 amino acids)
Molecular function (GO): protein dimerization activity
Source: RefSeq, a predicted model, not a curated record